Aspergillus steynii IBT 23096 is the source of this 2838-nucleotide messenger RNA. Its product is annotated as putative amino acid transporter. The record is from RefSeq and is a predicted model, not a curated record. The transcript is spliced from 2 exons. NCBI's taxonomy places the organism in Eukaryota, Fungi, Ascomycota, Eurotiomycetes, Eurotiales, Aspergillaceae. Gene Ontology annotation, biological process: amino acid transmembrane transport. Gene Ontology annotation, molecular function: amino acid transmembrane transporter activity. The coding region runs from base 222 to 2456 and encodes 744 amino acids.
GCGAUUGUUGUCUACGUCCCAGCAUCGACCCGCUCUCUGCCUUCGGUCUUCCUGGCUCUAUCAUUCCCGACCUGGUGCACCUUACCAUCCAUUGUCAGCACCUACCUCCUCUCGAUCGUCCGACACCCCUCCAAAGAAGGGUUCGAAGGCACGCGAGCAGGCGGACCUUCCAAGUAGAUCCCCAGACUUAUCUCUCUCAGUGUACCCAAAUUGCGGUCAAGAUGGCAUCUCCCGGUAUACCAGACAAUGGGGAGGGCUCAUCGGCCCAGCAGGAUCAGUCAACGCCUAUAUCCACCAGCGCGAUGCGGACCGGCUCACCUGGUCCAGAGGCUAGACAGGCUUCGAUCGCACGCCUGGCUUCCCCCGUCCCCUCCAUGUCGAAUUCCUAUUCAUCUCGACCGACGCCAGUGCCGAUCAACGCUCCUGUGCCCAAUAACGAGCACGACUAUCGGAAAGUUGACAACGCGUCCUCGCUACCCGGUCCCGGCCAGUCCAUGAUCGCAUCGGCUCUUCAAGAUAGCCUCGGACGCUCGCCCCCCAGACUUGGAACCCCACCGAGACGCAUCGCAUCUCCUGCCUUGCAGCAGCCACAGCCAAUCAGAUCCAAUUAUGGCUCGUUUGACAAUAAGGCUGGCUCAGAGUAUUCGGCAGGACCGUAUGAGGAUCCCGAGGUUAUCAAGAGGCAUUUGGUGAACCCGCAAAAUACCGUCGAGAACCGCGAUAUCCAUUCUUCCGGGGACGCCGCCAGUAAUGCGGACGAUGAAUUCUCUAGUCUGCAGCUCCAGGGAGGUGACAUUACACGGCAGGUUUACCGAUGGGCGGAGGAUGCGGAUACGAGCCAUCCUGCGAAGAGACACCUUCGAAGCAAGAGUUUCAGUCUUCACCGUCCCGCACCCGAGACCGAGACGAUGGAUAUCAACAGUAUCCGAGUUCCAGGUGGGUUCCGACGAGACUAUAUUCGGCGAGCAGCGGGUCCUCUGCCUGGGGACGGUGAGAGUCCGGGACCGCAGGCGACCGCCGCUCAGCCUCAGCUUCCAACCACCAGUUUUCUGGAAUUCCUUACUCUUUACGGCCACUUCGCAGGCGAAGAGCUGGAAGAGGACGAUGAAGUCUUGGGGCCUGACGAGUACUUUUCAUCGGACACUUGGGAUGAAGAAAUCAGAGAGCCUGGAGAGGACUCCGCCCUUCUUCGUCCAGAAACCCCUGGCAGAAGGAAGCGAAAGCCGCGCGGAGGAACUGGAAAUAAUACCAGGACAGGAGCAGCCCUUCUCUUGUUGAAAUCAUUCGUUGGAACAGGAGUCCUAUUCUUACCGAGAGCAUUCCUCAACGGUGGUAUGCUCUUCAGUAGUAUGGUCUUGCUCGGGGUCUCUCUGCUUAGCUUUUACGCAUUCAUUCUUUUGGUGAAUACGCGAUUGAAGGUUGAUGGAUCAUUUGGUGAUAUUGGUGGCGCACUGUAUGGAAAGAACAUGCGGCGCAUUAUCCUUGGCUCCAUCGUGCUCAGUCAACUAGGAUUUGUAUCCGCGUACAUUGUGUUCACGGCUGAAAAUCUGCAAGCAUUUGUACUGGCUGUUAGCAAGUGCAAGUCCUUCAUUGACAUCAAGUUCAUGGUCUUGAUGCAAUUGGUUAUAUUCCUGCCCCUUUCGUUGGUUCGCGAUAUUAGCAAGCUUGGUUUCACGGCAUUGAUUGCGGACGUCUUCAUCUUGCUGGGGCUGAUUUAUCUUUACUACUACGAUAUCUUCACGAUCUCAGCCCAGGGCGGCAUUUCAGAUAUCAUUUCAUUCAACCCUUCCACCUGGACGCUCUUCAUAGGAACUGCCAUCUUCACCUACGAGGGCAUCGGACUUAUCAUCCCCAUCCAAGAAUCCAUGAAGCACCCUCAGCAGUUUCAGGGAGUCCUUGCCGGUGUCAUGGUUAUCAUUACGAUCAUCUUUCUUUCCGCAGGUGCGCUCAGCUAUGCGGCAUACGGAUCCGCAACGAAGACCGUGGUUAUUCUCAACCUUCCUCAGGACGACAAAUUCGUAAAUGCCGUUCAAUUCCUCUAUUCUCUGGCGAUUCUGCUGAGCACCCCACUGCAACUGUUCCCGGCCAUUCGAAUCAUGGAAAACGAACUGUUCACGCGCAGUGGCAAAUACAACCCUAAGAUCAAAUGGGAAAAGAAUUGCUUCCGGUUCUUCCUGGUGAUGAUUUGCUCCUUUGUCGCCUGGGGUGGAGCCGACGACCUGGACAAAUUCGUUUCUCUGGUCGGCAGCUUUGCCUGCGUUCCUUUGAUUUACGUGUACCCGCCUCUUCUGCACCUCAAAGCCUGUGCUCGUUCGAGGCGUCAGCAGAUCGCCGACAUUGCCCUUUCCUGCUUUGGUGUAGUCUCUUGUAUCUAUACUACUGCUCUAACGAUGUCCAAUUGGGUGAAUGGAGGAGAAGUCAAGCCCCCGGGAUACUGCGACUCGGAGUCCGGCUAAACUUGUCCUUCCUGAUCUCCGAUUUCAAAUGAUGUGCCCGACAUUUUUAGUGCCCUGACACUGGUCGCUUUUGGAAUACGCGUCCUCUAUUAUGUGAAUGACUGAUGCUAUGCUGCAACGUUCAUCUGCCAAAGCGAAGCCAGUAUGUGAACCCUUCCUUCUUUUUUUCUGUCUUUUUUCAUCUUUCUUGUUGGUUCUUAUUUCUUUCGUUUCGUUUCUUGUUGUGUUAUCGAUAGACGCUGUAUACAAAUUGGUCAACGCUUGUCCUUGGAUUUCUUUCGUCUUAUAGUAUUGUUCUUGGAUAUUACUUCUUCCUCUUCUUCAAAUCGUAUUGCUACUAUUAUUAUUAUUUUUAUGUUAGCUAAGAGAAGACUAAUAUCAG